Molecule: messenger RNA, 2259 nt
Organism: Hordeum vulgare subsp. vulgare (domesticated barley)
Lineage: Eukaryota; Viridiplantae; Streptophyta; Magnoliopsida; Poales; Poaceae
Product: probable serine/threonine-protein kinase At1g01540
Exons: 7
Coding region: 583-2070 (495 amino acids)
Biological process (GO): protein phosphorylation
Molecular function (GO): ATP binding; protein kinase activity
Source: RefSeq, a predicted model, not a curated record
CACCUCCACCUUCGCCCAUGCAUGCGAAGCAGCAGCGCUCCCAUUACUUCCCAAUUACUCCACUCGCUCCCACCCUCUUCCACCCUCCUCCCUUCAAUUGUCAUUCUCAGUCCACCACUCGAGCCUAGCACUAGCAUCAAUUUCACCAACCUUCUAUUCGUGUCCGGUAAUCUUCUCUCCGCUCCGCGUUUCUUGGCUCGCCCUGCAAUUUUCAUCGCACUCGCACCAACCACCGCCAUCGGCUGCUCCACCCUUUUAUCGAUCUUUCUUUAUCUCUCUCGUCUCGCCAUAAUCCUGAAUUUUCAUCGCGCCGACACCGACCGAACCAUCCACCGCCCCUCACUUUCCCAGCAAGCAAAUCUAAUCUUUGCAACCACAUUGUUGCACCCGAUCGCCCACCCGGAUCAACCUCCUCCUCGCCCCUCUCUUUCCAGCGCUGCCGUGUCCGGCAUCUUGGCUGUUUGCGCGGCAGAAUCCGAUGAUCUUUGCCGUCUGAUUGCUCGGGGCCCGGUCAGAGAUCCACCGGUACGAGGGGAGCGAGCAAGAAGCUGCAGCCUUUGCUCGGGCAGCUCCCUCCCGUAGAUGUCGGACUCGGAGCUGUCCCGGAGCACGGUGGUGUUCGGGCUCCGCGUGUGGGUGCUCGUCGGCAUCGCCGUCGGCGCCGGCUUCGUGCUGCUCAUGGCCCUCAUCUCCGUCCUCUGCUACCUCGCUUCACGGCGGCGGCCAACCACCCCCGCACACCACCUCCCCACGUCCGCGCUUCCGAGUAAGAAUGCCAGGAAGGUCAACGCGCCCGAGGGCACCCAAGAAGCCCCCUCCCACGCCGCCGCGAAGAUGCCGCUCGCGCGGGUGCUCCAGUCCCCCAUGUCGUCGCCGCCGGCCGUCAAGGAGCGGUGCAUGACGUACCCGGAGCAGGCCCCGCACCACAGCCACCGGAGCAGCGGGAUGCCGUCGUCGCAGGGCAGCACCAGCGAGAGCGGGGACGGCGCGGCCCCGGCGGACCGCGCGCCGAAGGCGGUGCCGGAGGUGUCCCACCUCGGGUGGGGCCACUGGUACACGCUCAAAGAGCUAGAGGCGGCGACGGAGAUGUUCGCCGACGAGAACGUGAUCGGCGAGGGCGGGUACGGGAUCGUGUACCACGGCGUGCUCGAGGACGGCACGCAGGUCGGCGUGAAGAACUUGCUUAACAACAGGGGCCAGGCGGAGAAAGAAUUCAAGGUCGAGGUCGAAGCAAUUGGCCGUGUUCGGCACAAGAACCUGGUGCGCCUUCUAGGAUACUGUGCCGAGGGGAAUCAGAGGAUGCUUGUGUACGAGUAUGUUGAUAACGGCAACUUGGAACAAUGGCUCCACGGGGAUGUUGGACCUGUAAGUCCCCUUACAUGGGAACACAGGAUGAGGAUCAUACUAGGAACAGCAAAAGGGUUAAUGUAUUUGCAUGAGGGGCUUGAGCCGAAGGUGGUUCACCGGGACGUCAAGGCAAGCAACAUCCUUCUUGAUAAGCACUGGAAUGCUAAGCUCUCCGAUUUCGGACUUGCGAAACUCUUAGGCCCGGAGCGAAGUUACGUGACUACACGAGUUAUGGGAACUUUCGGGUACGUUGCUCCGGAGUAUGCGGGGACUGGGAUGUUAAAUGAAACAAGCGAUGUAUAUAGUUUUGGGAUUCUUAUCAUGGAAAUAAUAUCUGGUAGAGUACCAGUGGAUUAUAACAGGCCACCCGGCGAGGUACACUUAGUUGAUUGGCUGAAGACAAUGGUGAGCACCCGAAACUCCGAGGGGGUUGUGGAUCCAAAGAUGCACCAGAAGCCUGCCUCUAGAGCAGUGAAGAAAGCUUUGCUCGUGGCAUUGCGAUGUGUGGACCCUGAUGCUUCCAAGAGGCCAAAGAUUGGACAUAUCAUUCACAUGCUUGAAGUUGACGAUUUCCCCUACAACAGAGAUGAACGUCGAGGCGGUAGAGCUCCAACGAAGGCAAGGUUGCCCGGGAAACCGACUAACGGAACAGGUGAUGGUGAAAUUGACAACAUUGGGGACAACUACGACCAACCUUUCAGAUGGAAAAAUACAGUGGCCUAGGUAUUUGUUCAGUUACCAAAUCAUACAGAAGCCCAUGUUGUAAAUAGGGUUAGUACCCAAUGAAGCCACAAACUGUCAUUAUUUUGGUGUCAGUCAUGGAGAACAUCACAUUGUAUGUAUAUGUCAUCAAAGGAACGUGGUAGCGGUAGUAGUAAUCCCUGAUUAUUUAUCCAACUGGAGAUGUUUUUA